Molecule: messenger RNA, 838 nt
Organism: Rhipicephalus microplus (southern cattle tick)
Lineage: Eukaryota; Metazoa; Arthropoda; Arachnida; Ixodida; Ixodidae
Biological process (GO): negative regulation of DNA-templated transcription
Molecular function (GO): DNA binding
Source: RefSeq, a predicted model, not a curated record
AUGAAGAGGCAGGCGAAAAAUCAAGAUGGGCCACAUUCUAAAAAGCACCACAAAGAAGCAAUGGACAGUGGGCGCCUUCAGGGGGCUCAUGAAACCAUUGAUAACCUUGAAGAGCAGGUAGAGAAAAAAUCUACCAUCAUUCGCCAACUGCGAAAACAAAAUGAAGAAAAAGACAGGGAGAUGGCUCAACUCAGAAGACUGAACAUGGAGCUUCAGGACAAGGUUAUUUCUGCACUGGAAGACAUGAAAGGCUGCAGAAUUAUGAAAAGGAUCAUGGAUGGCAGCCAGUCGAGCCCCUCCGUGUCUGAGGAUCUACAAGACACCUUGACAGAGCGAGCCCUUCGCCCAGGUUCAUCCAAUCCGCAACCGAAUGACAGUGAAACAAUGGUGGACAUUGGACGAGGGCUUAUGGUCAAGAAAGGUGCAUGGGAACAUGUGCAGUCCCAUCAUAAGGAUUCCUUAUUUGUCAAGGACCUGCUAGUCACCAUCUGGUCGAAAGACAACCUUAAGGAGCGCUCCCUGCAUGGAAAACAUUGUCCACGGUACCCUAACCGUCCACGCAAGGCUCCCCUAACACCGUGGAAGUUGGACGUAAUGCGUGACUGCUACAGAGCACGUCUGGAGCAUCAAGGCGUGCCUGCAGGAGUACUGCCGUUGGCAGUCAAACAGAUGAACCACUUCAUUGUUGAGAAGCUUUCAGAUAUUGAGAAGCUUGCCAAGCGGGCGAAGGACAACCAGGGCGUUGCGGAAGUUUAACAGAGGAGGACCAUUGGUGCAUUUUCUAAAUAGUGUAAAUAUUAUGGAAUGUGUGAAUAAAUUUUCAUUCUUUCAUAUUUUU